UGAUUUUUUUUUUUUUUUUAGAUCUUUUUGAUUAAACCUUUCAUAUAAUGUCAGAAUCUUUGGAGAUCGUCUCAAAGGAGACAGUAAAUCAAGCAUCCGCUUCAAACAUUUUAAAAUGUCUCGUUAUUGAUACCAAUGCCAUUAUCAACGGUACCUCUCUCAGAAACAUGGCCGAAGAAUUUUAUACUUGUCCCGAAGUUUUGUACGAAUUGCGUAGUGCUCAUUCCAAGGAGUUCUUAUCUAGAUUACCUUUCGAGUUAAAGAUCUUGAACCCUACCGAAGAAGCUAUGAAGACAGUGAUUGAAUUCUCCAAGAAGACAGGUGAUUUCGGUGUACUUUCUACUCCUGAUUUAAAGGUUCUUGCUCUUACCUUGACACUUGAAUUGAGAGAAAACGGUGAUGAAAAUAUCCGUAAAGAACCUCUUAAAUGUAGACCUAGUGGAGCUCUUCCUAGCGCACCUCCACCAAUGUCUUUUUUCAAGAGACCUCAGUUAGAAAAGACAUAUGAUGAAGACGGUUGGGAGAUCGCAACAAACACAAAGAGAGCACCUGCCAAAAAGUAUAACAACACUCCUAAAAAGUUGAUUAAAAAACCUAAAGCACCUGUUGAGGAAUUAGUUGAAGCCGUUGAGAAGAUUGAGAUUAAAGAUGAAGAGAGUAUUGAGUCUGCUCCUGCAAAGGAAGCUCCCGUCGUUGAAAAGUCCCCCGUUACCGAAGAGGCGCCUGUUACUGAAGAGACACCUGUUACUGAAGAGGCUCCUGUGACUGAAGAGGUAGCUCCCGUUUCUGCUGAAGCCGCUGCUAUUCCUUUAACCGAAGAAGAUGAUGAGGAUGAUGACGAGGGAGGAGAAUGGAUUACACCUGAUAACGUCGAUGAAUAUAAAGCUGCUGAGAUUGGUGUUACUGCCGAUGAACUCCGUAAGAAGGCUGUUAUGGCUGUCGGUUGUAUGACUGCAGAUUUCGCCAUGCAAAACGUCUUAUUACAAAUGAACUUGAAUUUGGUAUCUGCUGGUGGUUAUCGUGUCAAGAAAAUCAGAAAUUCAGUUAUGAGAUGCCAUGCAUGUUUCUUCGUAUGUAAUGACUUAGAAAAGAAGUUCUGCCCCAAGUGUGGUAAUGCUACCCUUCAACGUGUUACUUGUAGUACAAACUCCAAGGGAGAAAUCGCAUAUCAUUUAAAGAAGAACUUCCAAUACAGACUUCGUGGUAGUGUAUAUGAUAUUCCUCCUCCCAAGGGUGGCCGCAAAACCAAUAAUAUCGUAUUGAGAGAAGAUCAACGUGAUUAUAUGAAGGCUACCGAAAGAAAGACAAAGAAGCAUGUCGUUGAUAUGUUUGAUCCUGAUUUCAUUCCUUUGUAUGGUAAAUUAGAUACCAAGGAGGUGACAAACAACAUGCAUGGUACUGAUACCAUUGGUUAUGGCCGUAAAAACCCCAAUUCUUCUAAAAAGAGAGUUGGUAAGAAGAAGAGAAUUCAUACCUUCUAAAAUGUAACUACUUUUUUUUUUCAUCUUACAUACACACACCCUACCU
Molecule: messenger RNA, 1527 nt
Organism: Mucor mucedo
Lineage: Eukaryota; Fungi; Mucoromycota; Mucoromycetes; Mucorales; Mucoraceae
Product: Nin one binding Zn-ribbon like-domain-containing protein
Exons: 4
Coding region: 48-1481 (477 amino acids)
Biological process (GO): ribosomal small subunit biogenesis; maturation of SSU-rRNA
Cellular component (GO): preribosome, small subunit precursor
Molecular function (GO): RNA endonuclease activity
Source: RefSeq, a predicted model, not a curated record